CAGAAGACAAAGCGCAUAGGCUCCCGUCUAAUAAAAAACUGAAUCAACACCGCAAACAUCGAAAGAGGAAGGUGUCCUGCAAUCAUGCAAAACCAGAAGGGACGAGUGAUCAUGUGGAGUCACAUCUGCUUGUACUCUUCUUCAGGAGUCAUUAUUUUACUAGAGAAAGUGGCACUUGUCCUGUGCUUCAUUCACUACUUCUGGGUGGGGAAAGAGCUGCUGGCUUGGCUGACACUGGCUCUAUGUUUGCCUGCCACCGCUGUCCAGCUGCUUAGUCUGAAGUGGUACAUCACUGAUACAGAAAAAAGCAAGCCUUCAAUCAUCUUUGUGCACUGCCUGCACCUGGGGAUCUAUCACAGGUUAUGGAAGUGCAUGAAGUCUCGGGGAGGGCAGGUUGAGUCUGAUACAUUGCUAAUGCAGCAAGCAGAUGUGUCUGCUCUGUGUUUGAUCGAAUCCUUGUCACUCAGCUUGCCUCAAAGUCUACUGCAGACCUACACUUUAUUCACCCUUAACACCGGCUUUCUGACACCAGUGGCCCUAUGUGUUGGGCUCAGCCUGCUAAAUGUGUCGUGGUUCCUGGUAUUGUACAGUCGAUCAUGCUUAUUGCUCCGUCCUGGUCACCUGCACAUGACUCCUGCUGCUAUGUUGUGCCAGCUCAUAUGGAGGGGUGGCAUGCUGGGUGCCAGGGUGGCCAGCCUGAUGUUUUUCUGCAGUGUGUUUCAUUGGUGGACCUGUGGCGUCAUGGGUUUCCACUGGCUCAUUAUGGCAUUCUGGCUAGUGUCCCAGCAGACAGAUAUCUGUGUUAACUGGAGUUCCUGGCGUCUCUUCAACGUAAUCUUAGGGGCUGUACACAUUUUCCUAUUCCUUAACAUUAAAGACGGCCCCUCACGGUACCGCAUGGUUGGGUUUUAUUUGUUAAUGUUGUUGGAGAACACGUUCCUCAUUCUUCUGGCUUCAGACUCACUCAGUAAACCUUCAUGGAAUAGUCUGAGCAUUCCUGUGGCGGUGCUAUGUAGCUUCUUCAUUGGUGUCAUUUUUGUUAUUCUUUACUACCGAUUUCUUCAUCCAAAAUCUACCGAGAUCCUUCAAAGUAUAAGAUUUCAAAUGAGCCUGACUGCUAUCGACAGAACAGCCUCUGAUCUACAAUGCAAGGAGUCAACACUUGAAUCCUGCAAACAGAGUCAUGGCACAUUUUCAGUUACCGGUUACACUCCAGACGAGGAUGCGGGAGCGUGUUGUACUCAACCUUUAGGGGGCUGCGGGCACCAUCAUCAUAUGUUAUUUUACCUUGCUCUCAAAAAUGGCACCCCAAGCAAGAUCAACCGCCUCUACGGAGGGCUUUCGGGCUUACCGGGGAAUGAUAAUGUACUUGAUGCACGUUCUGAACUGAAGCGUUGUAACCAGCCGUCAUUGGACAUAAAAGAACAAUGUGAAAGUUUGCCUGACCAUGCAGAGGAUGCUGAAUGUGUCGAGAGACUGAGACAGUCUCCAGACGGUGAAUCCAAGAUGCUGAAGGAUGCUGUGUAUAACACCUGCCCUGUAGAUGGCAGCAGUACUGUUUACUUUAGUGCAGAUCCACAUUCGGCUUAUAGUCUUGAUGAUGCUACUUUAGACAAAGAGAGCAUGACUAUAAUAAGUCCCAUCGUGAAUAAAGCUGCACCGCACUUAACUGCGAAAGAAUUAUUAAACAGGAACCCAUGCUAUACCUCAACUCCAAUACCAGACCUUAAAACAAUGCACAAUACAAGUCCUCGAUUAGGAGGAGCUAGGAGACAAGUACAUUUUUAAUGUAAGGUCAUAGAUAAUUUGUGGAAAAUGUUGGUUUAUUUGGGAUAUAGCUUAUGGACUUUUUCUGCUUAUUUUUUAUGUCAUACCAUACUAACCACUAUAGAUCUGUAUGUUUAAUCAUAUGUUUAAUUGUAGUAUCUUUACUCAUCGGUACGAACAGUUAUAAGUUAGUUUACAUAUUUUUUAAAGUAUUUUUUACAUAUUUAAACUAGCAUUUUAACACGCUGCUCUCUUUUUGUCUAUUACAGUAGCAUUUGUUUGCAUUUUAAUGUACCUUGUAUAUGUUUUGUGUACUUUUAUGUUUUAUUUUUUUGUUCUAUAUACUUUUGUUUUAUUUUAUAAUGUUUAUAUUUAUUUCAGGAACACCGUAUAUUUAAAAAAAUAAUUAUAUUUAUGGUUGACCUAUUUUAUAUUCUCUAUAUUCUUCAUUGUUUACAUUGGAUUUUGUAUCAUCUGACAUCUUUGUGUCAUUCUUGUUCUGAACAAGUCUUCUUAAGAAGCUGUUUUGGGUUUGUUUUUCCAAAUGUAUAGGAUGUGACUGGUACGGCAAUAUAGACGGCAUCAUUUCUAUAGAUACUAGCUGAGUAAAGAAAUACUGUGUUUAAUUCUGCAUGUAAAGGCGGAGAAGCUGAGACCCAAUUUGGGCCAUGGGUGUAACAUUUUCAAUAUGCUCUCUAAACUGUAAACCAAAACCAGAGUGUGCUAGCUGACCAAACAGGGUAGACUGUGCAUCUCAAGGAGGGUGGCUUUAAAGAUAGAA
Paramisgurnus dabryanus is the source of this 2548-nucleotide messenger RNA. RefSeq names its product XK related 5b (gene xkr5b). Gene Ontology annotation, cellular component: membrane. The record is from RefSeq and is a predicted model, not a curated record. Lineage: Eukaryota; Metazoa; Chordata; Actinopteri; Cypriniformes; Cobitidae.